AUUUGAUGCACUUUUCUGAAGUAUAUACUCUGUGGAUGCACUAUAUUGGCAUUUGGCGCUAUAGUAGCGUAUCGUUUGUUGUUUAUUAUUUAUAACAAACAAUUUCGUUCAACUAAAAGCCAUAAGAUAAAAUAAUUAUAACAAACAAUUUCAAGAUUUUUCUGUUUUGAUGUUCGAUGAAGUGAGUCAAUAAAAAACCAUGGCUUCAUCAAGUAAAUUGCCUGGAACUGGCUUAGAAGACGUCGGAGUACCUGGUCAAACAUUUCUUCGCGAUGCCCUAACAAGUUGUACGGAUCCUUUAAAAGCCAUCGAAGAGUUCCAACUUGAAAAUGGUAUAUUAUUACCUUCUUUAAGACCUAUGUUACCGUUAUUGGAUCUUCACGGUGUCCGCAGACUCGAUUUUCAUACAUCUGUUUUAGAAGAAUUGAGGGAUAAAUUAAUAUCACACAUUAAUGAAAUGGGUUCACAUAAAGACAAAAAGGAGCAUGAAAAGAAACUUAAAGAACUAUUGUUGAAAAGUUUUCCUGUCGUCAAAGUAAAGGCCCUUAGACCAGUUAUUAUGAGUAUUUUGAAAAAUACAUCCCAUAUUGAUGACAAAUUUUUGAAAGUACUAGUUCGUGACAGGGAUCUCUAUAAUGACACAGAUACUGAAGUAAAGAGACAGAUCUGGCAAGAUAAUCAAUCACUAUUUGGUGAUGAAGUCUCACCGUUACUCAGUCAGUACAUAAGGGAAAAGGAAAAUGUGUUAUUUGACCAUGAGAAGGAUACAAAUUUAUUUUUUGCACCUUCUCCAAAAGUGAGAAGACAAGGUGCAGUCGUACAAAAACUGGCACAUAUGAUAGGAACAAGUGUAAAACUAUAUGACAUGGUUUUGCAAUUCCUUCGAACAUUGUUUCUUAGGACAAGAAACGUACAUUACUGUACAUUAAGAGCAGAACUUUUGAUGGCACUUCAUGAUUCAGAAGUUCAAGAUAUUAUAUCAGUUGACCCGUGCCACAAGUUUACAUGGUGCUUAGAUGCAUGUAUCAGAGAAAGAAAUGUUGAUAUUAAAAGAUCGAGAGAAUUGCAAGGAUUUUUAGACAAUAUAAAAAAAGGGCAGGAACAAGUUUUAGGAGAUCUGUCUAUGACGCUAUGUGAUCCAUAUGCCGUUAACUUUUUAGCUACGUCAGCUAUAAAAAUUUUACAACAUUUAAUUAACACUGAAGGACUUCCAAGAGACAAUACAAUAUUAAUCUUAUUACUUAGAAUGCUUGCAUUAGGUUUAAGUGCAUGGGAGAUGAUUGAUUCCCAAGACUUUAAGGAACCCAAACUUGAUAGUCAAGUGAUGACAAAAUAUCUGCCAGCUUUAAUGUCUUUAAUGGUAGAUGAUCAAGUUCGUGCCUUACAUAACAAGCUUCCCCCUGAUGAGAGAGAAUCUGCUAUAACUACAAUUGAACAUUCAGGACCACCCCCUGAUGCAUGUGAGGCAUACAUGAGGGAGAGUGCAGUAUGUGGCGUGCUGGCUAUGUAUUACACUCUUCAUGCUGCGAAGCUAAGAGACAGAGGUGCGAUUCUCAGGAUUCUUAGUAUUUUAGGAAGUUGCAAAGAUGGCCGAGCCUAUGAGGAUCCAUUUUUGCAUGCCCUUGUAGCUUUAUUGAUACAGCUACCAGACGAGUUCCAGGGUGAAGAUUUCAGCACAGUAUUAUUUGAUGAAUUUUUCUUCGCUGGCUUAUCAAAAGAUAAUGUCACAAGACAUUUAUUAAAGUUACUGUGGUAUAUACAUCCUAAAUUACCAGAAACAAGAAUUCAGACCUUAAUAAAAGCUUUACAACCUGGUACCCAGCAUAAUGAAUCUGUCCAUAAAUUAUAUGAAACUUUACAGCAGAAAAUGCAUACACAAACUGAACCAACUCUGGGUACUACUGAAAUGGAAUAUUUGGAUUCUCCACUCAUGAGUGUUCCAACACCAGCGCCUUAUCAUAUGUAGAUAGUUGUUAUCCUAUAUAAUAAUAUAUUAAAAUAAUUUAACACCAUUAA
Messenger RNA from Melitaea cinxia (Glanville fritillary), 2016 nucleotides. RefSeq names its product negative elongation factor B (gene NELF-B). The record is from RefSeq and is a predicted model, not a curated record. Gene Ontology annotation, cellular component: NELF complex; nucleus. Lineage: Eukaryota; Metazoa; Arthropoda; Insecta; Lepidoptera; Nymphalidae. Bases 200 to 1966 code for a protein of 588 amino acids. Gene Ontology annotation, biological process: negative regulation of transcription elongation by RNA polymerase II. The transcript has a single exon.